Molecule: messenger RNA, 2339 nt
Organism: Perognathus longimembris pacificus (Pacific pocket mouse)
Lineage: Eukaryota; Metazoa; Chordata; Mammalia; Rodentia; Heteromyidae
Gene: Znf202
Product: zinc finger protein 202
Exons: 6
Coding region: 226-2193 (655 amino acids)
Biological process (GO): regulation of transcription by RNA polymerase II
Molecular function (GO): DNA-binding transcription factor activity, RNA polymerase II-specific; RNA polymerase II cis-regulatory region sequence-specific DNA binding
Source: RefSeq, a predicted model, not a curated record
GCGCCCACUUCCGGUUCCGGGCGCAAAGGCCCCACGUGUUCCGGCGCGCCGGGCCCCGCGCCGCUCGGGUUCCGCCGGGCCAUUUGGGCCGGUGAGGAGGAGAGAGGCCAGCCGGGGCGGAGCCGCCGGGGCUGUCCCUGGGAAGAGCCCGUGGCCGUGUCCAGGCUGGGCCAGGGGCACAGCCAGCCGGAGCUGUCGAUGGUGUGAAACCCCCAGAGGCGGGAGAUGGCAACGGCCGCGGACUGGGAGGAAGAGGGGAUCCUGAUGGUGAAACUGGAGGAUGAUUUGGCCCGCCGGCCGCCCCCCGGGCGGGAGGAGCCCGUGCUGGAGAGCUCCUACCAGAACUUCCGCUGCUUCCGCUACCAGGAAGCCGCCAGCCCGCGCGAAGCGCUCGCCAGACUCCGGGAACUGUGUCGCCAGUGGCUGAGGCCCGAGAGGCGCACGAAAGAGCAGAUCCUGGAGCUGCUGGUGCUGGAGCAGUUCCUCACCGUCCUGCCGGGAGACCUGCAGAGCUGGGUUCGGGGCCAGCGGCCAGAGAGCGGAGAGGAGGCCGUCACGCUGGUGGAGGGUUUGCAGAACCAACCCGGGAGCCCGAGGCGGUGGGUGACCGUCCGCGUUCAUGGCCAGGAGGUCCUGUCGGAGGAGACGGCGCACCCAGAGCCAGAGCCCCCGCCCCCCAGUGAGCCGCAGGGUCCGGCGCAGAGCACGGGGCAGCCCCUCGAGGACGCCGCCCCGAGCCCGGAGCUGGGGGCUGCAGAGCCGCAGAGCCCUCACAGAGAAGAGGGGCUCUGGCCCCCUCAAGAGAGCGGUGGGCAGCCUGGACCGGGAGGGGCGGGGCUCCCCUCUUCCGGAACCCUCCACACUGUAGUGGGAGAGCUCUGGAGUGGCAGCUGCUGGGGAGACAGUUGGCUAGAACCCCCUCCCCGCACGGGCUCGCGUUGCAGCGCAGUGCUUUUGCUUGGUGGUGGCGUAGGUGGUGGCGUGGGUGCCUGGGUUCCCCUUACGGGGAAUUGGGGACGCCUUCCUGGGUCAGUGCUGGGGUUCACGCUGUGCACUGAUGGCUGCCACCUUUUCUUGUUAGAGGCCCCAGUGCCCCAGGAACCCGGCCCUCCCGCGGAGCUAGGCACGGGGGACCCCAGCAUGGCGGCCCUGCUCACCGCGCUGUCACAGGGGCUGGCAACGUUCAAGGAUGCGGCCGUGUACCUCUCCCAGGAGCAGUGGGGCUGCCUGGAGCCCACGCAGGAGUUCUACGGCGAGUACGUGCUGGAGCAGGACUGCGGCGUGGUGGUCUCGCUCUCGUUUCCGGUGCCCAGACUCCAUGACACCCACCUGGGAGAGGGGGAGCCGCCGGUCCCAGACCACUGCCAGCCUGAGGAGCCAGGGGUGCUGGGCUUCGCCCCCUCAGGAGACGGGAGUGGAGACGAGCAAGAGCGCGCAGGGCGGGAGGAUCCGCGCGCCCCGGGAGGCCGGGCGGCACGGCAGGCCCCGAGCCACGCUGCCGAGGACCGGAGGGACUGGAGGGAGCGGCCUGACUGGGCGCCGGCGAGUCGGGUCACCGGUCCUGAGGCGCCCGCGCCGCCCUCGUCGGAGCAGGGUCAGAGCUGCCCCGUGUGCGGGAAGCGCUUCAGGUACAGCUCCAGCGCCAUGAGACACCUGAAAACCCACUCGGGCGAGCGGCCCCACAAGUGUGCCGAGUGUGGGAAGGCUUACACGCGGCGCUCGCACCUGGCCCGGCACCAGAAGGUGCACCGACGCCGGCCGCGGCGCCCGCGGAGGGGCGCGGAGGAGGCCGGCCCGCGGCGCCGGGAGCGGCGCUUCGCGUGCGAGGAGUGCGGGAAGCGCUUCCCCUGGAGAUCGGACCUGGCCCGGCACGAGCGCACGCACACCGGGGAGCGGCCCUUCUGCUGCACCACCUGCGGCCGCGGCUUCGCCCAGAAGUCGGUGCUGGUGGCGCACCUGGCCACGCACAAGCGGCCCUACGCGUGCGGCGAGUGCGCGGCCGAGUUCAGGGACCACCGGGACUUCCUGGGCCACCAGGCCAUGCACGCGGUGGUGCGGGAGCUCAACUCGCACCCGCCCUCCGCCCAGGAGGCGGGGCAGCGGUCCUGCCAGUGCACCGCCUGCGGGAAGAGCUUCAGCCGGAAGUACAACCUGGACCGCCACCGCUGGAGCGCGCACGGGUGGAAGACCUAGCCCCGCCCACCGUGCCACCACCGCCGGAGCGCGCACGCACGAGAGGAAGCCCCGGCCCCGCCCACCGUGCCCCCACCCACCGCCACCGCCAGAGCGCGCACGCACGGGAGGAAGCCCCGCCCACCGUGCCGCCGCCCGCCCACCGC